This is a messenger RNA of Microbotryum saponariae, 2489 nucleotides long. The record is from the annotation of a GenBank genome assembly. Lineage: Eukaryota; Fungi; Basidiomycota; Microbotryomycetes; Microbotryales; Microbotryaceae.
AUGGUCAGUCUACUAGCCUCGUUGCGGGCUGCGCGGUGGUGGCGACCGCGGUUGCUGCUGUGCACUUUCGCCACUUCGACCGCGAUCCUGGUCGUCAACGCGCUCUCGGCCCUCGAUCGACCCCGCUCCGGCUUCUUGGAGAACGUGUUGGAAUCAAAAGACGUCGACCAAAAGUAUUGCAAGGUAGGCUGCGUGUUAUGCUCUUAGAUCCCCCCGCUCGCCCACCUCUCAAGCGCUGACACGCACACACACGCGCCGCGUCGCGCCUCGCUUCCUCUCGCAGCCUUCUGGCUUGAUCGACGAUGCAUGCUGUGAUUUCGAAACGGUCGAAUCCGUCAACGACGACCUGUACAGCAGUCUGCACGAUAUCGUAUCCACACCUUAUUUCCGCUACCACAAGGUACGUUCCCAGCUCCUGCUCUGAUUAGUCAGCUCGUCCCUCGUUCGAGACGAUCGCUGACCCCCCCCCCCCCCAUAUGAACUCUCUCCCCUAUUCCCAUCGUCGAUCAUCGUCCGUCCUGGCAACGACGAUAGGUCGAUCUUUAUCGGGAAUGCCCGUUUUGGCAAGAGGAUGGCAGUUGUAUGAACAGAGCCUGCGGUGUAGAGACAACAGACGAGGUACGUGGCAUCCCAUCCCACCCGUGGAACGACCAAGCCACGUGACCGUCGCAUCCCCGUUGUCGUGGCCGACCCCUCGGCUCGGAACUUUUUCAAACAAGCUGAGCAUUCUCUGCAGCCCAACAUUCCAGAAAAGUGGAAACCAUCCAAACUCGGCGCGUUGAGAUUGAACGCAUCAUCUCCUGUACGUCGCAUUCCUUCAUCGUCCGAUAUGUCCCCCAUCGUACCCCUGACCGUCUCUGACCCACGUUCGCUCGGCUUCCGCUCAACCCACAGGCCUCGGUCGAAGGAGGUUCCCUCGUCAAGGAAUCCGAUUUCUGCGUUCUCGAGGAUGAAUUCGAUGCAGGUAUGUUCCCUGAAUCCCUCCCUUCUAAAAUAAAACAUGAGACCGACGAGCUCAACAUUUUUUAUAUUUUUUUCGGACCCUACAGAAGGCGUCUACGUCGAUCUACUCGACAACCCCGAACGUUUCACAGGUUACGCCGGCCCUUCUUCUUCCCGUGUUUGGAAAGCGAUCUACGAGGAGAAUUGCUUCACGCCCGUUACUUUUAUAGACCCUUCCCGACCCGAAUCAGAAGGCGGGUCGGGCUUUGCCUCUCUUUCCUCCACCUCUUUACAAGGAGGCGCAAUGAUGGGCUUACCUAGUCUGUCGAUGGGUUCGACUGACGGUGGUGGAUGGGGGGAGAAUGAGAAAAAGUUCUUCGGGUCGUUGGCGGGUCCCAGGGAUGGUGGUGAUGAGACAUGUUUGGAAAAGAGGGUAUUUUAUAGGGUCAUUUCAGGUAAGUUGACCCACGGAUAAAGUGCCUUCCCUAGACUGUCGAUCCUUACGUCGUACUCGUCUGCUUGGGCUCCUUACAGGUCUUCAUGCCUCGAUCUCAAUUCAUAUCUGCGAUGAUUAUCUCGAUAAAUCAACCGGCCAAUGGGUACGUCGGAGCAAGCACUGACCCCCCCCCCCCCCCUCUCCCUUCCCCUUCCCCGUACUCACUCCUUCCCAUUCCCCUGCCCAGGCCCCCAAUCUACAAUGUUUCGUCACCCGCAUCGCUCAACAUCCCGAACGACUUCAAAACGUUUACUUCACCUACGUCCUCUUACUGCGCGCCCUUUCCAAAUCGGGACCUUUCCUCUUGGACACUCUGAAGAAUACGGAGGCCGAACCGGCUACGAUCGGCAGGAUGAAGGGUUUGAUCAAGAGUGCGACGGGGUGUCCGACCACGUUCGAUGAAGGUUCGAUGUUCACGGGCGUAGAGGCGGAGGUCAGUUUAUUACGGGCCGUGAUUUUCGAUUCGAUGGUAGAAAGGGAAUCUGGACUGAUUUUUUGAAUUUUUCUUUUCUUCUCGCUGGGGAUUGAUCACGUCGAACCUAUAAAGGUACUCAAAAGUGAAUUCAAAUCUCACUUCCGUAACGUUUCCCGAAUCAUGGAUUGCGUAGGCUGCGACAAGUGUCGUCUCUGGGGUAAACUUCAAAUCACCGGUUUGGGAACGGCGUUGAAACUCCUCUUUUCAGCCCAAGAACAAACACCAACAACAACGACGACGAACCAAGUCGAUCUCUCGAGGAGUGAGGUCGUAGCGUUUGUGAAUACUUUGCAUCGGUUGAGUGAGAGUUUGGCGGCGGUGGAGAAGUUUAGAGGGUUGUGGAAUGAGAGGAGUUUCGAGGAGCGGGAAAGGGUUGAGAAGAGGGCGGAGGAGGGGAAACAGGAGGAGGAAAAGGGGGUGAAAGCGAUGGGGAGAGGGGUAAGGAGAGGGAAGGGACAGGUUAAGGAAGGGAAGGAAGAUGUACGGAUAGAAAAAGAGUUGGAGGAGAGGGAGGAGGUCGAACCGGUUUCGGAGAAGGAGGAAACGACGAGGUCGGCGGGUAAGAGCGAGUUGUAG